Molecule: messenger RNA, 909 nt
Organism: Anolis sagrei ordinatus
Lineage: Eukaryota; Metazoa; Chordata; Lepidosauria; Squamata; Anolidae
Product: taste receptor type 2 member 8-like
Biological process (GO): G protein-coupled receptor signaling pathway; detection of chemical stimulus involved in sensory perception of bitter taste; sensory perception of taste
Cellular component (GO): membrane
Molecular function (GO): G protein-coupled receptor activity; bitter taste receptor activity
Source: RefSeq, a predicted model, not a curated record
AUGGAUAGCAACUCAACUUCUCCACUCAAUAUUCUUAUGUGGACUAUUACAGGAAUUUUAUACAUGGUUUCUUUUCUAGGAAAUGGAUUUAUCAUGAUUGUUCAGGGACAUCAGUGGCUUCAAAAAAGAAAGAUGUUGCCUUAUGACUUCCUCUUAAUUAGUUUAAGCACCUUCAGAUUUAUGAUGCACCUGCAAUCUUUACUGAACUAUUUUCUGUAUAUUGCCUUCUCAGAGACCUGUACGGGUUUUUAUAAAGAAAUAAUUGGAUAUGCUAUUUGGCUCUUCUUCAACCUGGCCAGUCUUUGGGCUGACACGUGGCUAAGUGUUUUCUACUGUGUGAAAGUUACUAACUUUACCAGCUACCUCUUUCUCUGGCUGAAGCCAAGGAUCAACAGGCUUGUACCCAGACUAUUUGGAAUGUCAAUAGUCAUUUUCAGUAUCUUCCCUGUUCCUUUAGUUAUUGACUAUCUUGGACAAAAAUGUGGGGGCAAUUUGACUAUUAUUUUGCUACUGAAUGUCAGCGAAAAUGAAUCUGAUAAGAAAAACCUAUUUUAUGUGCAGCUGACUUAUACUUCCAUAACUUUCUGCACCAGUGUCAUUGCAUCCACACUUUUGCUCGUUUCACUGUGGAAGCACGCAAGGAAUCUGAAGAAAAGUGGUUUGGGUGGCAAAGACCUCAACACUCAAGUCCAUGUGAAUGUCAUAAUACUAUUGCUGUCUUAUGUUUUUCUCUACCUCGUAUAUUUCACCACUUUGACACUUAUGGUUCUGGAUGUUAUUAAAGGGCCAAUUGCUGAGAUCUUGGCAACUUCAUUUCCUUCUGCACACUCCGUUAUAUUAAUAUUGACUAAUCCCAAACUAAAGGCUAUGGCAGUUCACAUUCUGAAUAGCAGGCAAAGAACUUCAUAA